AUGUCUUGCUCUCACCUUAGUGGCGUAGCAGCUCUGCUGAAGAGUGCACAUCCUGAUUGGUCUCCUGCUGCUAUUAAGUCUGCAAUGAUGACAACCGCUGACACAUUAAACCUCGCCAAGAGUCCAAUACUAGACGAAAGGCUCCUUCCUGCUGAUAUCUUUGCAAUUGGUGCAGGACAUGUUAAUCCAUCGAAAGCAAAUGAUCCAGGACUAAUUUAUGACACACCAUUCGAGGACUAUGUACCUUAUUUAUGUGGUUUGAAAUACACAAGUCGAGAGGUAGGUAACCUGUUACAACGCAAGGUGAAAUGCUCAGAGGUGAAAAGUAUCCCUGAAGCACAACUAAAUUAUCCUUCAUUUUCCAUCAGACUUGGAUCAACUCCUCAGACAUAUACCAGAACUGUGACCAACGUUGGUGACGCUACAUCAUCUUAUAAGGUGGAAAUAGCUUCGCCAAAAGGCGUUGUCGUGAAAGUUAAACCCUUCGUGCUAAAUUUCUCAAUGCUGAACCAGAAAUUGACAUACCAAGUGACAUUUUCCAAGACAACCAACAGCUCAAACGAUAAUAUUGUUGAGGGAUUCUUGAAAUGGACCUCUAAUAGGCACUCUGUGAGAAGUCCAAUUGCACUUGUGUUGAUCUAG
This is a messenger RNA of Solanum dulcamara, 642 nucleotides long. Its product is annotated as subtilisin-like protease 3. Gene Ontology annotation, biological process: proteolysis. The record is from RefSeq and is a predicted model, not a curated record. The transcript has a single exon. The coding region runs from base 1 to 642 and encodes 213 amino acids. Lineage: Eukaryota; Viridiplantae; Streptophyta; Magnoliopsida; Solanales; Solanaceae. Gene Ontology annotation, molecular function: serine-type endopeptidase activity.